UCUCCAAGUGGGGUGGCUGCUUCUCUCUUCCUUGUUCUUGAUGCCCUUCUCUCUCUCUCUGCAUGGCAUGCAAAUGCACCUUCUCUCUCAUGGCGCCCCUGACCCCGGUUGCUGCCUGCUGCUCGCCCGGGGUAUUAUUAAGAAGGUGAAGAGUCGCCUGAACUGAAGAAACCCAUUCGCCUUCUUUGCUGCCGUUUUAUUAGGAAACGCCCCUCUUUCCAUUUCGCUACUUUGGAGAUAGUUUGGUGUGCAGGCAGGAGUUCGUUCCUUGCAGAGUUGCAAUAUCUGUCUGUCACUCAUCAGUUCUGUCUUAAGCCCCUGCUCUUUGUUCAGAGUCUUUUUUUAGAUUAGGAGGAGCUAUCUACUACUAGUGCUGCUGCUACAAGCCAUUGACAAGCUUGGAGCUUGCUAGUGCUAGCUAGCCUCAGCCUGUGGGAGGAGGAGGAGGAGGAGGAGGAGGACAAUGUCCAGUAGUAAUCCAUCCUAUCAGCAGCUGGGGCUGGAUGCCAUGAGCUGCUGCUUCGUCACCGGCGGCGGCGGUGGAAUGGUCGGUGGUGCAGAGGUGGCGCCGUUCUUGUGCGCGAACGUGGCGCAUGAUGGCGGGUUCGGUUUUGGGUUCGGCGAUGUGGACGGCGAGUUCUUGGUUGGCGGCAUGAUGAUGGUCGCCUCGCCGGCCGCGGCCGGUGGCGGCGACGAGCUGGCGUGCGCCGUGCCUCUGCGGCUGGGGAGCGGUGGGCAUGGCGAGAGCAUGUCGGAGGACGGGGUGCAUGCUGCUGCCGCGGCCGCUGCCGCCGCGGAGAGCUGCAGCACCGUGCACUCGGCGGUGAUCCCCGCCGCGGCGGACGCCGGCUCGGUGGAGUUCGGGUACGGCCCGUCGUCGGGUGUCACCAUUGCCCAGCCGUCGAGGAUGGGUAGGCUCGCCAGAGAGGCGCCGUGCGGUGGCAGCUGGAUCUAUGGAGGGCCCGGCAACGGCGUUGCGCCGUUCCAUGAUGCGUACUACCCGUCAGGGUUCUCCUAUGGCGCCGGCGUCGGCUUCUCGAACCCGUUCGCCGCUACCUCCGCGACGGCGCCGGAGGCGAGCGAGCUGUCGCUGAGGCUCGGCGCCAAGCGUUCGUCCCCAGGCAGCAUGGCGAACGCGUCGUCGGAGGUGAGCUGCUCCGGCCUAACCCACGUGAGCAGCGGAGGCGGCUUCGGCUACCACCAAGCGGCCGGCGGCGCCGCACUGUUCCACCCUCCUCACGGCGACGGCGAGCUAAGGCAGGUGUACCAUCCCCAGGCGCACCCGACAGCACCUCUGCAUUUCUCGCAGGUGGUGUCGCGGUCAGGGCUCGCGCACAUUGCGCAGGAGCUGCUCAACGGGUUCGUCGCCUGCCUGCUGCAGGACGUCGCCACCGACGCUGCCAGCGGCAUCGACGGCGGCGAGGCGAGCCCCGCUCUCUCCUCAGCCCUCUCGGCGAGGACGCCACCGGAGGAGCAACCGUACGCCGGCGCGAGGUGGGCGGCGGAGGCGCGGCGCCUGAGGAAGCUACUCCAGCUGAUGGACCAGAAGCUCAACCAAUGCCUCGACGAGAUGCAGAGCACGGCAUCGAAGUUCAACAGCAUGGUGCGUUCCGGUUCCGCCAUCGCCACCGGCGGCGGGCUGUCCGCGCCGUUCGCCGGCCGCGCGGUGGCGGCGGCGUACCGGAGGGUGAGGAGGCGGGUGAUGGGCCAGCUCAUGGCGGCGGCGACGCAGCAGCAGCAGAGGCCAACGGCGGCGUUGGAGGAGAAGGAGCGGAGCUGGGAGUCGUCCUUCAUCCAGAAGCACUGGGCGCUGCAGCAGCUCCGGCGCGGCGACCAGCAGUCGUGGCGGCCGCAGCGCGGCUUGCCGGAGAAGUCCGUCGCCGUCCUCAAGGCCUGGAUGUUCGAGAAUUUCCUCCGACCGUAUCCAAAGGACAGUGAGAAGGACAUGCUGGCAGCAAGAAGUGGUCUGAGCAGGAGCCAAGUCUCAAACUGGUUCAUAAACGCCCGCGUCCGACUGUGGAAGCCGAUGAUAGAGGACAUGUACGAGGAGCUGAAUAAGACCUCCGGAGGCAGCACCGAUGGAGUAGCAGAAAUGGAGCAAUUCAGCAACAAAGGUGGUGUCAUCACUUAGAAAGUCUUUAAGUUUCAGAUGUGCAAAAUCUGAGCUUUUGCCUUGUGAGCUUCUUCUGCAUGAGCAUUGUGUUGCAUCAGGUCUGCAGCCAAGGGCCAGCAACUAGACACUAGUGUCUAUCUAUCACUCAUGUCUAUGGCUACACUGAUCAGGCCCUAAUCUAAGAAACCUUGUCAUUGUUCCUUGCAUAUAUAUUAUAUAU
Oryza brachyantha (malo sina) is the source of this 2333-nucleotide messenger RNA. Its product is annotated as homeobox protein knotted-1-like 12. The transcript is spliced from 6 exons. Gene Ontology annotation, biological process: regulation of transcription by RNA polymerase II. The record is from RefSeq and is a predicted model, not a curated record. Lineage: Eukaryota; Viridiplantae; Streptophyta; Magnoliopsida; Poales; Poaceae. Gene Ontology annotation, molecular function: DNA-binding transcription factor activity, RNA polymerase II-specific; RNA polymerase II cis-regulatory region sequence-specific DNA binding. The coding region runs from base 464 to 2131 and encodes 555 amino acids.